AUCAAAUUGAUUUGAAAAUAAUUAUGAAUAAAUAACAAUUUGUGUAAACGUGACAUUCGUAUCUCACAAAUAUUUUAACCUUGUGAUAAGUUGAAUAUAAAAUUGAUUAACAUUAAAGUAGCAAAACAUUAAGAUAUGGGCAUAUUUUAUCACAAUGUCCCGUUACAAUACACGUUUAUGUUACAUAAAAGUAUGUCUUGUUUUCAGCGAACUACGUUAGUAUGCAUAUACCUAUCAUGUCGCGUGUUAACGAUUUUAGGCUCUGACACUCACUUGUCUACGCUAUGUAAAUUUACAUUUAUUUUUCCUUGUAUUCGUUACCACUUUACAGAACGAGGUUACGAACGAAAUACUCCACUGUAUUUUAUAAACGUAACAAUGUCCGUCACUCUACAAAAAUAUGUUUCAAUGUUAUUCAAACGAAAUAUACCGCAACAUUUUGUUGACACCGUAUAUAUUAGAAACAACACUUUACUACGAGCGCCCAAAAUACAUUUCUUACAUUACAAAAUAAAUAGACCAUGCUUGGAAUAUUUUCGAGCAACAAGCACCAAUGUGCGAUCAAUGUACUCGGCAAUCGAGCCUACAUUUUUAUCGAACAAAGAUGAAAGUCGUGAGCUGAUGGCUAUAUGGCCGGACGUUGUUCGGGACCUCACGGAUGCUGGCCGCCAUCUUGAUAUACCAGAUGUCACAAAAUGGUUGGCGAAGGUGUUACAAUACAAUGUUCCUGUGGGAAGAAAGAACAGAGCAUUAUCGGUUGUAUAUGCCUUUAAAUCCUUUGCUUCUUAUGAUCAACAAACGGAAGAAAAUAUUCGCUUAUCUCGUAUCUUAGGCUGGUGUAUUGAACUGUUGCAAGCAUUUUUAUUGGUGAUUGAUGAUAUACAAGAUCAAUCAACAAUAAGACGUAAUGCACCAUGCUGGUACUUGAACAAUGGUAUUGGAUUAGCAGCCAUAAACGAUGGUAUAAUGUUAGAAAUGUGCAUAUAUCAGUUACUUAAAAAACACUUUAAGUCAAAGGAGUGCUACUUGAGCCUUAUGGAAUUAUUUUUAGAUACCACUUUAAGAACAUCAAUGGGACAAUGCCUUGAUUUGUUGUCAACAAAUUUUGGUAAAAAAUCAAAUUUGAAUCUCUUUACAAUGGACCGUUAUAAUUCUAUUGCAAAGUACAAAACAGCUUAUUAUACAUUUGUGUUACCAACUACAACUGCAAUGUGUUUUGCUGGCAUAAAAGAUCCAGAAAUGUAUAGGCAAGCAAAGACAAUUUUAUUAGAAAUGGGUCACUUCUUUCAAGUACAAGAUGAUUAUAUGAAUUGUUAUGGGAGUAUGGAAGCUACUGGAAAAACUGGUUCGGAUAUAGAGGCAGGAAAGUGUUCAUGGCUAGUCGUGGUAGCACUACAACGUGCCACAUCAGAACAACGAAAAAUUUUAGAGGAAUGUUAUGGACAAAGUGAUGUCAAGAAACUGGAUCGUGUGAAACAACUUUAUGACGAGUUAGGUUUACCAAAUACUUACGCCAUCUAUGAAGAAGAAACGUACAAUCUAUUAAUGACGCACAUACAACAAAUAUCACGUGGACUUCCUCAUGACUUUUUCUUGAAGUUACUUGAAAGAGCAUGUCGCAGAGUGGCCAGGAAAGAUUAAUUAUAUUUUU
This is a messenger RNA of Megachile rotundata (alfalfa leafcutting bee), 1651 nucleotides long. Its product is annotated as Farnesyl pyrophosphate synthase. Gene Ontology annotation, cellular component: cytoplasm. Lineage: Eukaryota; Metazoa; Arthropoda; Insecta; Hymenoptera; Megachilidae. Gene Ontology annotation, molecular function: dimethylallyltranstransferase activity; (2E,6E)-farnesyl diphosphate synthase activity. The record is from RefSeq and is a predicted model, not a curated record. Gene Ontology annotation, biological process: trans, trans-farnesyl diphosphate biosynthetic process.